AUGUUGAAAUUUACAAGCCAAGAGCAAAAUUUGCUCAUUUUUAUGGCAAUUAUGUUGAUAUUGAGAGGCGAGCCAAUGUUUCACAAGUGCCGGGAAGAGGAAAUCGGAUGUGAGCUUUAUUAUCCAGCGAGACAAGCUGGCAGUUUGAGUAGAGAUGCCCAAGUUUUUCGACUUCUCUUCUGUCUUGUCUCCCUCGUCACUGCCAAUUUUACGGUCUUCAAGCUCUACGGUAGCUCGGAAAAUCAAGCUAGAAAAUCAGAGUCGAUUCGAAUUCUUUCUGCAGUUUCAUGGAUCCUAAUUGCUGUAAUUAUGCUUCAUUCAGUCUUCACCUCAUUAGUGAAUGACACAAAUCGAGCCAAUUUGACUGCUCAAAUACUUUUAAUAGCUUCUGUUGCAUGUGGAAUAGUUUCUUGGAGGGAAAAAAAUCUCUCAAUCUGUGCUCAUUUCCUUCUGAUGCCCAUCUAUCUACUCUUCGGUGACGGCCUCACCCCUGCCGUUAUCACCUUCAUUGCCUUAUCUGUGAUGAUUUGCAAUUUUGUGCCUAAAAAUUCCCUUCCAUCUGUGAUAGCCCUGCUCAUCCCGUUCGGUUUCUAUCAUUUGGGACAUUCUCCAGUUAUCUCCUCGAUUCCAUGGCAUGCUGCGUUUGUUGGGAUACCCGGAGGCGCUGCUCUCCGAAUCCUUCCUGCCAUUUUUGUACUCGUGCAUCUCAAUUUCUCAGCGAUCUCUCCGAUUUUUGUGAUUUCUAAUAGUUUGGAUUCUUCUAGUCAACAGUCUUCGUUGAGACUGACCGAGACACUUAUAUUGAUGACAAUUCGAGCGACAUUCAGUUGUUUGGCCGCAUCGAUCCACCGACGUCAUCUGAUGGUGUGGAAAAUAUUUGCCCCAAAGUUCAUAUUCGAAUGCAUUCUCACGAUUGCCUUCUUCCUCACAGCCAAUUUAUUCUCGAUUUUUAGAAAGUUAAAAGAAUGGAACAAUGAGAGAAGGAGAGAGAAAAUUCAAUAA
Molecule: messenger RNA, 1002 nt
Organism: Caenorhabditis briggsae
Lineage: Eukaryota; Metazoa; Nematoda; Chromadorea; Rhabditida; Rhabditidae
Exons: 6
Coding region: 1-1002 (333 amino acids)
Biological process (GO): GPI anchor biosynthetic process
Cellular component (GO): endoplasmic reticulum membrane
Molecular function (GO): mannose-ethanolamine phosphotransferase activity
Source: RefSeq, a predicted model, not a curated record